Messenger RNA from Vicia villosa (hairy vetch), 1496 nucleotides. RefSeq names its product cleavage stimulating factor 64-like. Lineage: Eukaryota; Viridiplantae; Streptophyta; Magnoliopsida; Fabales; Fabaceae. Gene Ontology annotation, cellular component: mRNA cleavage and polyadenylation specificity factor complex. The record is from RefSeq and is a predicted model, not a curated record. Gene Ontology annotation, molecular function: mRNA binding. The transcript has 6 exons. Bases 63 to 1256 code for a protein of 397 amino acids.
AAACGUAUCAAUCGGAAUCACAAACCCAAACAAACCCUUCUUCUUCUUCUACGCUUGAUUUCAUGGCUUCCUCUCAUUCGCAACAUCACCGUGUCUUCGUCGGUAAUAUACCGUACGGUGCAACGGAACAACAGCUUGUUGAAAUUUUCCAGGAGAUCGGUCCUGUAGUUUCUUUCCGAUUAGUUGUUGAUAGAGAAACUGGGAAACCAAAAGGUUAUGGAUUUUGUGAAUAUAGGGAUCAAGAAACUGUUUUAAGUGCUCGCCGGAAUCUUCAUGGAUAUCAAAUUAAUGGACGUCAAUUACGUGUUGAUUUUGCUGAAAAUGACAAAGGGACUGAUAGAAAUAAUAAUCAGAGUUGUGGAGGAUCAGGAAUGACGCCAAUGGUUGGUCCGUUCGGUAUAACUUCUCAGAAACAAUUAGGCAACCCAACUGUGCAAGGAGAAUCAGCUCAAGGAGCUCAAGAUCAACCUAUUGGUCUUCAUAUUGCCAUGGAAGCCGCAGCUCUUAUGACUGCAGCUCUAAAUGGUGCUCAAACUGGCAUCCAGUCAAAUCAAAACUGUUUGCUGAAUCAGUCAGCACUGGCAAAUGAUCCGUUAACCAUGCAUCUGGCCAGAAUGUCCAGGAGUCAGCUGACUGAGAUGAUCUCUGAGCUUAAGGGAAUGGCUACGCACAACAAGGAAUUGUCCCGCCAACUGUUGCUUUCUAGGCCACAAUUGUCUAAGGCUCUUUUCCAGGCUCAGAUAAUGCUAGGAAUGGUCACUCCUGAAAUGUUACAAAUGCCAAAUCUUAGACAAGCUUCAGAUCAAACCUCAAUAUCUUUAAUGAAUGAAGGCCACAUUGGUCUGACGCAGCAAACAUCGGUUCAAAGCAAGUUGCAGUCUUGCUUUACACCUUACAUUCAAGAAGGCCAAGCCAACACUCUACCUCGUAACCCUUUUGCUCCUAAUCAAUCAAUUGCAAAUCCAAGGCCUCCAAAGCAGCCUAGAAUUUCUCUUCAACAUCAUCCAAACAAUCAUUUUGUACAGCUCAGAACAGGGCACAAUAAUUUAACGCUUCCUUCCGAAUGUCCCCCCACAUUAGGCAGAUUGUCUGCAAAUUCAACUUAUAUGAACCAUCAAAUGAAUGCCUCAUUCCUUCAGCAUCCAAUAGGUUUUGGAAGCUCAACUGUCUCACAUAAUCUUCAAAUGGUUCGUCCAGAUGCAAGCUUUCAGAUGCCAUAUUUUCCUCGUGUUAUUUUGUCUUCGGAUGUUGCUUAGAUGUACAGAAUCUGUAUGUAAAAUUAUUGACUCAUGUUUAAUAUCAGUUACUUUCAUGUCAAAAAAUGAUUUGCCAGAUCGAGCUUUCAAUGAUCUAAAUUAUUGCUUAUUGUGAUAGAUAUGUAUGUAGAACAAUGACUUGAGGGUAUGUUCAUCAGCUUUGGUUGUUGUAAAUCCUUGAGUUUAUAUGUUCUGUCAUUAGAAAAAUAUUAGUAAUACAAUCCAAAUGAAGCUUUCACA